Molecule: messenger RNA, 812 nt
Organism: Populus nigra (black poplar)
Lineage: Eukaryota; Viridiplantae; Streptophyta; Magnoliopsida; Malpighiales; Salicaceae
Product: large ribosomal subunit protein eL24-like
Exons: 5
Coding region: 144-635 (163 amino acids)
Biological process (GO): cytoplasmic translation
Cellular component (GO): cytosolic large ribosomal subunit
Molecular function (GO): mRNA binding; structural constituent of ribosome
Source: RefSeq, a predicted model, not a curated record
CCUGGCCCAUUUUAAGUGGUAACACGCCCAAGCCUAUAACUCUAAAUCCUCCAUUGACUGGUAACGAAAAAUAUAUACUCUGUCCAAAAUAUUAAACCCUAAUAUUUCUUCUUUGCUGCCAAAAAAAACCAGACGCCGCCGCCAUGGUUCUCAAGACUGAACUCUGCCGCUUCAGUGGGGCAAAGAUAUAUCCUGGCAGGGGUAUCAGAUUUAUUCGCUCAGAUUCCCAGGUAUUCCUCUUUGCCAACUCUAAAUGCAAGAGGUACUUCCACAACAAGCUGAAACCCUCAAAGCUAACGUGGACAGCUAUGUACAGGAAGCAACAUAAGAAGGACAUUGCUGCUGAAACUAUUAAGAAGAGACGCCGCACUACCAAAAAACCGUACUCAAGGUCCAUUGUAGGUGCUACUUUGGAGGUCAUACAGAAGAAGCGAGCUGAGAAACCUGAAGUUCGUGAUGCUGCACGAGAGGCUGCACUCCGUGAAAUUAAGGAGAGGAUUAAGAAAACAAAGGACGAGAAGAAAGCCAAGAAGGCCGAGGUAAUGUCCAAGGCACAAAAGAGCAGCAAAGGUAGCUUGCCAAAGGGUGCUGCGCCAAAGGGCCCCAAGCUUGGAGGAGGUGGAGGGAAGCGGUGAAAUCCUUCUUUCUUUUAGUGCUUUUAACUCUCUGUUUAAAGAAUUUCAUGCUGGAAAUUUUACAUGGAUCAAGGUUGGUUGUUGCCAUUUUGUUCAUCGAGAAUUUACCCUCUGUUUAUGAGAUUAUUAAUUUGUCAUGGUUUUGAUUGGAUAUAUUAGUUGACUUAUUAUCAUUUA